Molecule: messenger RNA, 1215 nt
Organism: Rotaria socialis
Lineage: Eukaryota; Metazoa; Rotifera; Eurotatoria; Philodinida; Philodinidae
Source: the annotation of a GenBank genome assembly
AUGUUCAACACUCCCGAAUUCGUUGCUAAAUACAAACACAACGACGAACCGUUACCUGGAGGGGUGACCAAGCGAACGCUUAUACGUAAGAUGAACACAGCAGCUAGAUUGACCCUUGGCAUUGCCACCAGGGGAAUUAGCGAGGUACUCUUUAAAACUAAAGAGGAAAGUUAUAAAUAUUACUACAAAAAUCGAUAUCUGGGUACGACAGAAAAUGAAGCUGCUCAGGCUGCAUAUACAAAAGGAGUGGAAUUAUGCAAACAAGGAAAAUUUCGAAACGCGGAAAAAUGGUUCAAUGCAGCUUAUCAAACAUGUACUAGUGACUAUGAAAACGAGGAAACAUUUCGCAAUAGUCGUCAUGCCACACAAAUUGCUACUAGUGCAUGGAAACUAUAUGAUUCAGGUCGUUUCCGAAAAGCAGCAGUAAAAUUCCAGAAAGCAUCCAAUUUAUCAAGUGUUUCAACACUUGCUGACAAAUUUUCUCAAUGCAAAGAUACUGCAACGAAUCAGGCGAAGCAACAGGGAGAUGAAUCAUCAGAAGAUGAAUCAGUAGAAGAUGAAUCAGUAGAAUAUGAAUCAUCAGAAGGUAAACAUCAAGAAACCGAAAAACGUGGAGCUGAAUCGUCGAAAGAUGAAUGUCGAGAAUUUAGACGUAAAGAACGUGAAUAUUGGGAAGCUGAAAGUCAAAAACUUCAAAAGCUGUUGGACCGAUACCAAGAACAUCAAUAUCAACAAGCUCAACGUCGCGAAGCAGACCAAAGGAAAGAAUUUGAAGCAGAUCAAAAGAAAGAAGUUGAAGCAGAUCAAGGGAAAGAAGUUGAAGGUUUGAAACUACACAAAGAAGGAACAGAUUUAUACUUGCAGGGAGAAAUGAAGAAAGCGGCACACAAACUAGAAGAAGCACUUGAGAUUUAUGGACAUGCAGCUGCAACAUUUGAUGAAGCAUUUAAAAAGACCUCAGAUAGUUUUUUUAUUUCGUAUACAAAAUUGAUCGAGGCGCUCAUGGAAAAUGGUGCCUAUGACCAAGCUGGCGAACAAUUAGACAAGCUGAAAAUUCAUUUUCAUGAUGAAGAGAAAAAACAAAUUCUUAAGAAGAUGGAAGAGUUAAUAAAUGAUGAAACUUGGUCUCCCAACUGUCUAAGUUCAAAUUUAACUAUACUAGGACGUACACAAACACAAACAAUCCAGAUCAGUAAUUGGUCCCCUUCAGAAUGA